AUGAUCGACUAAGAAUUUCCACCAACCAUUGAGAAUGUAGGCAAAAAGAAAAACUUAUCUUGGAAAUCAUUUAAUGAUUUUCCCCUUUUUGUUGAAUAAAGUUCUUAAUUUCCAAAACAAGGGAAAUUAGGUAAUUGUUAUUGGAUUGCACCAUUAGUUGCUGUAUAUGCUGCAAAGUAUUUAUCUUAUAAAAUAUAAGACCAUAAUAAAUAUAAUCACUUUUUCAAUCUCAUGAUAGCAAUUUUACAACAGUAAGAUUUUGUAUUGAUGGAGAUUGGUAACUUAUUACAGUUGAUCAUCAUUUUCCUUUCAAUGAAGAGAAAUAAAAGGUAGCUUAUAGUAAAUUAGUGGAUGGUGCAUUAUGGGCUAUGAUCUUAGAAAAGGCUUGGGCAAAAUUAUAUGGUUCUUAUUAACAAAUAAGUGCUGGGUUCAAUAGGUAUCCUUCUAAAAAUAUCUUAAUCUUAGAACUACUUUUAAAGUAUUAACUGGAGCACCAACAAACAAGUUCCGAACAAGAGAUCCAAAUUUCAAAGAGAUUAUUUAUGAAAUUGGUGCAUUACGUUUUCCAGUUGGUGCAAACAGUAAAAAACAAUAGAUGGAUAAUAUUUUUGCAACAAAUCAUGCUUAUUCAAUUCUUAAAAUUGAAGAUAAUUAAAUUAUUGUUAGGAAUCCUUGGGGAUUGAAAAAUAGAGAUUAACAUACUUUAACCUUAGAUGAAUUUAAAUAAAGAUUUGCAAGUAUUGAGUGUUGUUAUCAUUUUGAUGGAUAUUAAUAUUAAAGUGAGAAAGUAACUUCAGAUGUAAUGGAACCUGUUUAUUUUGAAAUUGAAAUUAAGACUCCAGGAAAUUAUUUUUUUACAAUAAACUAAAAAAAUAAAAGAUGGUUUCGUAAUAAACCACAUUUAAAAUAUGUUAUAUCACCUAGUUAAAUUUAAAUGAUUUAUGGUGAUACAAUUAUGAAUUAAUAGAAUCAUCAAUCCAAUAAAGAAUUAUGGAUCAAUUGGAAUUUUAAUAGACCUUGUAAAAUUUAUAUCAUCUGUCAAAUUGAUUGGUAAAAUAUUGCAAUAAAUGAAUUCAUUUUCAAUACUUAUGGUCCAGAAUUCAGUCAAAAAAGAGUUUAGGAUAUUAUUAAAAGGAAUGAAGAUAUCAAUAAUCUUGGAUAAAUACAAUUUGUAUAAAGAGACUCAGAAAAAGAGUAAGAAGAAGAAGAAAAGUUAAAUUAAAAUCAAGAGGUAGUAUUUCAAUAAUAAGAAAAUGCAUAAAUAAUUUCAUCUCUACCCUAAUAGAGAGAGCGUAAAAGUUGUGGAUAAUGUUCAAUUUAUUGA
Molecule: messenger RNA, 1324 nt
Organism: Paramecium pentaurelia
Lineage: Eukaryota; Ciliophora; Oligohymenophorea; Peniculida; Parameciidae
Source: the annotation of a GenBank genome assembly